AGAAGACACAAACCACCAUGAAAGAUCUACGUACAUUGUCCCAAAACCCAAAACCUAACCCGGGGUAUACCACAACCAAACCAAACGAGACGAGACGAGACCAUGAAAGAAACCCGAAGACCCGAGAACCCAGAGACCCGAAACGAAGACCCAAUGAUCCAAAAGAGAAAAGAAAGCAUGCACCUUGACGGUAAGUUGUAACGGCGCGACGCGUGAGAACUUGAACCCCUUUCCUUGCAGCUCGAGCUCGCAAACCUCACUGCUCGUCCCUCGUCCCUCAUUCCCUCUACACAUAUCCUCUGCACCGUACUCCGCCUGACGUUCGCCUCCGGGUUAGAUCGUUCUUCAACUCGAGAUGUCCUAUCACGGACUGCCUCGACCUUGCAAACUCGAGCUCCCACAGCAGCUUCAAGCUUCAGCCCGCCGGCGCAGCCACUAGUACUGCAAUAUCCGUCUCAGCUGAUCUCCGAUAUUGCCUCCGUCUCUCAAAGUUGCGACAAGUCAGAGAUAGGAUCGAACGCAUCCACCGUCAUCAACGUCGAAGCGAAUCCUCCGAGAGUAACACCACCAUUAGGUCGAGAAAGCACAGAACAGCCAACGUCCUCUUUCGUUCCGGUGAAUAGACAGGGUAUGCUGAGAGCUGAGGCUGGGAGAGGUGCCACCGCCACAGUGAUCGUGAGCGAGAGUAGGGAGAGAACAAC
This is a messenger RNA of Stereum hirsutum FP-91666 SS1, 701 nucleotides long. RefSeq lists its product as uncharacterized. Bases 18 to 188 code for a protein of 56 amino acids. Lineage: Eukaryota; Fungi; Basidiomycota; Agaricomycetes; Russulales; Stereaceae. The record is from RefSeq and is a predicted model, not a curated record. The transcript is spliced from 2 exons.